Messenger RNA from Fundulus heteroclitus (mummichog), 2035 nucleotides. Its product is annotated as ATP-sensitive inward rectifier potassium channel 10. The record is from RefSeq and is a predicted model, not a curated record. Gene Ontology annotation, molecular function: inward rectifier potassium channel activity. Gene Ontology annotation, biological process: regulation of monoatomic ion transmembrane transport; potassium ion import across plasma membrane. NCBI's taxonomy places the organism in Eukaryota, Metazoa, Chordata, Actinopteri, Cyprinodontiformes, Fundulidae. The transcript has 6 exons. The coding region runs from base 277 to 1542 and encodes 421 amino acids. Gene Ontology annotation, cellular component: plasma membrane.
UUUAUAAAAGCCAAGUCCUGCCACUUUGGGAAGAAAUUGCGGGCAGCGAGACGACGGGGUUCGGGUUCGAAACGGGAGCCCAACGAGCCAAUGAGAGGCCCCACGAUUCUGCUCGAGUACAGUAUCGUGGGACGCAGGCUGCAAAAUUACAGUCCAGACUGUGUCCUGUGAGCAUGUGUAUGACAGCAGAGAAGAUAUGUAGAGCAAAAGGCUGAGGCUCUGGGCUCCAAAAUCCUCACUGCACCUGACAAUUAGCUUACAGUCUGCUCUGAGAAGAUGACUUCUGCCUCACCGCCCAGCUCUCGCAGUUCCUCUCCCCAUAAAGUUUGCCACUCCCAGACGCAAACCGACGUUCUCAAGCCACUGUUGGGCGGUAGUUCGUCCGCUGGCAGCGGGACCCUGAGGAAGAGGAGGCGCAUCCUGACCAAGGAUGGCCGUAGCAACAUGCGCAUUGAACACGUCAGUGGGAGGAACGCCCUUUACAUGCGUGACCUCUGGACAACUUUUCUUGAAAUGCCGUGGCGCUACAAGUUCUUCCUUUUCACAGCAACGUUUGCGGGAACUUGGUUUGUCUUUGGGGUUGUGUGGUACCUGCUGGCUUUGGUGCACGGAGACCUGCUGGAGUUCGACCCGCCGUCCAACCACACCCCCUGCGUGAUGCAGGUGCAGACCCUUACAGCCGCCUUCCUCUUCUCUCUGGAGUCCCAGACAACCAUCGGCUACGGCUUCCGAUGCAUCACCGAGGAAUGUCCGGCUGCAAUCAUCCUCCUCAUCCUCCAGCUGGUCAUCACCAUGCUCAUGGAGAUCUUCAUCACCGGCACUUUUCUGGCCAAGAUUGCACGGCCAAAGAAACGAAGCGGGACGGUGAAGUUCAGCCAACAUGCCGUUGUGUCGACUCAUGAAGGCCAGCCCUGCCUGAUGAUCCGGGUGGCCAACAUGCGCAAGAGUCUCCUCCUGGGAUGCCAGGUGACAGGGAAACUCCUGCAGACGUCCCUGACUAAGGAAGGCGAAACAGUCCGUAUGGAUCAGAGAAACGUGCCGUUUCAGGUGGACACUUCCAGCGACAGUCCCUUCCUCAUCCUUCCCCUCACCUUCUACCACAUUAUCAAUGACAGCAGCCCCUUGAGAGCCUGGGCUGCCAAGGGUGGUGGCUGGACAGAUCCAGAGAUGGCUGACUUUGAACUGCUGGUGAUCUUGAGCGCCACAAUAGAGCCGACCUCAGCCACCUGCCAGGUCCGCACGUCCUACCUGCCAGACGAGAUCCUCUGGGGCUACGAGUUCCCCCCCGUAGUUUCUCUCUCUAAGUCGGGCAAAUACGUAGCGGACUUUUCCUUCUUUGACAAAGUGGCAAAGACGAUGACGACCCCCAUCUUCAAACCGUCCAGUUCACAACAUGAAUACCAGAGCAAUGGAGGCGGACUUGUGUCUGAAGGGACAGACCCGGAGAAGAUUCGCCUGGAGCAGAGCUACAGGGAGCAGCGAGGCGAGGACCGAGGCCGGGUCAGAGAUGGCCCUUUAAGUGUUCGCAUCAGCAACGUCUGAACAGCCACACUGGCUGGAACUGGACUAUAUCGUAGCAAAACAACUGGAGUCUGUGAAGCCUGUAGCAGAAAUGUAAUGAUAAAGACUGUUUUGAAUGAUAAUGAAUUACGAUAAAAAAAAAAAACAAGUAUGGUACUGAAUUUGAGGAACAAAUGUUUGCUAGAGCUGCUGUCAGACUGAUUCGCAUCUUGUCACUAAUGAUGGAAUAUUUAAAAAACAACAACACAUUUACAAAUAGUCUAAUGGGAGAAGAAAUUAUGUUAAUUUCGUUAUGCCACAGGUCCUGUGUAUUUCAUGCCAAAUUGGACUGAAGGACGUAAAAUCUACUGACUUCUGGUUGCGCAAAGAAAGAGGAACAUACUUUUUUGCCAUACAGUCACCAUUGUUUUUUGUUUCCUUUUCCAUAUGGUCUGACCAUCAUGAGGUCAAAUGCUCCACAUCAUGUCUGUGGGUACCCCCAAAGUAAUAGAAUUACUGUUAGCUGACCUAAUCA